AUGAUUCUAUUAAGGAGUGUAUAAUCGAACAAGAAAAAAGGGGUUUAAAUUCCAACAAGUGUCGCAUUUGCUAGGCAUCGCCUGUCGUUUCUAGACGUUUCUUCAACAUUUCUGGAAUUUUCACUCUUCAGCUUUAAAUCUCACUUCAUUCAGCUUCUCCAAAGCAGCAAACAUCAUCUCAAUUCGCAUUCCUGCAUUUCAUCCAACACCACACCUACAAAUCACCAACAAAUUCAUCGUUGAUCAAUCGCGGCAAAGUAAAAUGAGCUCUGUUGUCGAAGCCAUGGCCGACCUGCUGAAUUUCCCGGAGACACUCGAGAAGAUACUGCACUCCGCCUCGCGCCACGACGGCGGCGGCCGCGCCGCCGCGUCCAAUUUCCCGGCCGACAUUCUCGACACCCCGAAGGAAUACGUGUUCUACCUAGACGUCCCGGGGCUGUCGAAAUCGGAUAUUCAGGUGAUGGUGGAGGAGGAUAACACGCUGGUGAUAAAGAGCAAUGGGAAGAGGAAGAGGGAGGAAGGGGAGGAGGAGGAAGGGUGCAAGUAUGUGCGGUUGGAGAGGCGGCCGCCGCAGAAGCUCACCAGGAAAUUCCGGCUGCCGGAGAACUGCAACGUGUCGGCGAUCACCGCCAAGUGCGAGAACGGGGUGCUGACGGUGGUGGUGGAGAAGCUGCCGCCGUCGCCCAAGGCCAAGUCGAUCGAGGUAGCCAUUAACUGAAAUGGCGUAGAUUGGUAGCUUUUGUGUGUGUGUGUGUGUGGGGUUUUAGGGUGAUGAUUAAUUAAGUGUUGUUUGAAUGAGUUUAGGCAAUCUGGACUGUGUAAUUGAAUGUAGAAUGUAAUUUAGUUUUUUGCAUGUCACAUCCUAUCCUAUCUUCUA
Messenger RNA from Salvia miltiorrhiza (redroot sage), 877 nucleotides. RefSeq names its product 17.4 kDa class III heat shock protein. The record is from RefSeq and is a predicted model, not a curated record. The coding region runs from base 263 to 718 and encodes 151 amino acids. Gene Ontology annotation, biological process: protein folding; response to hydrogen peroxide; response to heat. The transcript is spliced from 2 exons. NCBI's taxonomy places the organism in Eukaryota, Viridiplantae, Streptophyta, Magnoliopsida, Lamiales, Lamiaceae.